AUGCCUUUCAACAUAGAACCAUUGAAGCCCGAUAUGGGUAAAAGAACCAAGUUCGGAGCCAGGAUAACUGGCUUAGAUAUCAAUAAUAUUUCAGGACCAUUCGCUCAUGCAGUUGCUACAGAUGAAGACCUUAGUGACUUAAAGAGUCUUGUGUGGAAGUAUAAGCUCUUGAUAAUCAAGGGGCAGAACAAUCUCGAACCAAUCAAACAAUGGGAAUUGAUAGCUCGGCUGGACCCUGAAGCUGGCCCACAGAAUCCAGAACUCUUCAUGAAGGAUUUCCAUCCAGACGGAGGAGGAAUCUUGAAGAUGAGAGGAGUAACUGGAGUCCCUGGUGCCGAGAAUGUUCAUGUGAUCGGCAAAGGAUAUCAGGGUCAUGACCACUACGGGUUGAAGGAUUUGAAUCUCAACAAGUCCUUCUCAUACGAGAACCAUCACCCAUUUCUUCCACAUGAAGAACUUGAGAGAGGACACACCAGAUUCCAGGGUUGGCACUUUGAUGCUCCACUAUAUAGCAGAGAUCCACCAUGGUUCACAGCUUUCCGCGUGCUUAAGCUGCCCACAGGGCCCGAGGUGACCAUCCAGUGGGAUGACGGGUCUGGCUAUAGCAUGAGCUCAGCCCCAGGGCUUACCCCAUUUUUCUGCUGCUCACAACUUUACGAAGAGUUUCUGACCGAAGAAGAGAAGAAAAUUGCUGAUAAUAGCUGGAUCGAGUACGCGGCGUUGCCAUACGAGUGGAAUCGGAACUGCAAAGUCUUCCCAACUGGAUUAGGCCUCGUCAGUCAGGGAAAGGAGUUACCUGAACAAGAGCUGAAUAAAAUAGGCGCAGAGAAAGAAAAGAUUAAAAAGUACCCAAUGGUCUGGGUUAAUCCAGAUACUGGUCGAAAAUCCUUUCAAGUUCAAGCAAAUGCGGCAAGAAGACUCUUCAUCCGUCAUGACGCAGAUGACGAUCCCAUGAUUAUUGACGAUCUUUCGGAAGUUCGCCGCUUUUUGCUCGACAUUCAACGUCGUAUUUUAAAACCAGAAUAUAUCCUAAUUCCCCCUGAGGAGGAAGGGGACCUACUUUUAUGGGAUAAUUGCGCCACAAUGCACACUCGUGUGGACUAUCCUGCCGCCUACGGCUCUAAGGCGUGUCAUCAAGCUGGAACAAAUGCAAGCAAAGGUCCGGAAGGCCCGGUUACGAUUCCAAGUUUGUCGGGGAAAUCCGCUCCAAUUCGAGUUCCUCCAGUGUAG
Messenger RNA from Colletotrichum truncatum, 1230 nucleotides. Lineage: Eukaryota; Fungi; Ascomycota; Sordariomycetes; Glomerellales; Glomerellaceae. The record is from RefSeq and is a predicted model, not a curated record.